Molecule: messenger RNA, 1558 nt
Organism: Elephantulus edwardii (Cape elephant shrew)
Lineage: Eukaryota; Metazoa; Chordata; Mammalia; Macroscelidea; Macroscelididae
Gene: SMYD1
Product: SET and MYND domain containing 1
Exons: 10
Coding region: 104-1558 (484 amino acids)
Cellular component (GO): nucleus
Molecular function (GO): protein binding; histone H3K4 methyltransferase activity
Source: RefSeq, a predicted model, not a curated record
GGGAAACUGAAGGUGCUUAAAUAGAAGCAAGAACGAAAGCCUUGUCUCAGUGUAAAAUAUCUCCCUGGAGCUGACCUAAAGGAUUCUGAGAGGCACAUAGGGAAUGGAGAACCUGGAAGUCUUCACGUCUGAGGACAAAGGCCGGGGUCUGAAGGCCACUAAAGAGUUCUGGGCUGGAGAUGUCAUCUUUGCUGAGCGGGCUUAUGCUGCAGUGGUUUUUGACAGCCUUGUUAACUUCGUGUGCCACACCUGCUUCAAGAGGCAGGAAAAGCUCCACCACUGUGGACAGUGCAAGUUUGCCCAUUACUGUGACCGCACCUGUCAGAAGGACGCUUGGAUGAACCACAAGAAUGAGUGCUCAGCCAUCAAGAGAUAUGGCAAGGUGCCCAAUGAGAAUAUCAGGCUGGCCGCAAGGAUCAUGUGGCGGUUGGAGAGAGAGGGCACUGGCCUCACGGAAGGCUGCCUGGUGGCAGUGGAUGACUUACAGAACCAUGUGGAGCACUUCAGCAAGGAGGAGCAGAAGGCAUUGCAGGGUGAUGUGGACACUUUCCUGGCCUACUGGCCUCCUCAGGGCCAGCAGUUCAGCACACAGUAUAUGUCACACAUCUUUGGAGUGAUUAAUUGUAAUGGCUUCACUCUCAGCGACCAGAGAGGGCUACAGGCGGUGGGUGUGGGCAUCUUCCCCAACUUGGGUCUGGUGAACCAUGACUGCUGGCCCAACUGCACCGUCAUAUUUAACAAUGGCAAUCAUGAGGCAGUGAAAUCCAUGUUUCACACCCAGAUGAGGAUUGAGCUACGAGCCCUGGGCAAGAUCUCAGCAGGAGAAGAGCUGACUGUGUCCUAUAUUGACUUCCUCAGCAUCAGUGAAGACCGCAAACAGCAGUUGCGGAGGCAGUACUACUUUGAUUGCACAUGUGAACAUUGCCAAAAAGCACUCAAGGACGACCUCUUCCUGGGGGUGAAAGAAGACCCCAAGCCCUCUCAGGAAGCUGUGAAGGAGAUGAUACAGUUCUCUAAGGACACACUGGAAAAGAUUGACAAGGCUCGCUCUGAGGGUUUGUACCAUGAGGUGGUGAAAUUAUGUCGGGAGUGCCUGCAGAAACAGGAGACCAUAUUCUCUGACACCAAUCUCUACAUGCUGCGAAUGCUGAGUAUCGUUUCAGAGGUCCUCUCUUACCUCCAGGCCUUUGAGGAGGCUGCUCACUAUGCCAGGAGGAUGGUGGAUGGUUACAUGAAGCUUUACCAUCCCAACAAUGCCCAACUGGGCAUGGCUGUGAUGCGGGCAGGGCUGACCAACUGGCACGCUGGUAACAUAGAGGUGGGACAUGGGAUGAUAUGCAAAGCCUACGCUAUUCUCCUGGUGACUCAUGGACCCUCUCACCCCAUCUCUAAAGACUUAGAGGCCAUGCGGGUACAGACGGAAAUGGAGCUGCGCAUGUUCCGUCAGAAUGAAUUCAUGUAUCACAAGAUGCGCGAGGCUGCCCUCAACAACCAGCCCAUGCAGGUCAUGGUCGAGCCCAGUAAGGAGCCAGCUCCUGCCUUGUUCCACAAGAAGUAA